CAUUUUUCUAUGCUUCUCACGUCUGCUACGUCGACGUACUCUUUUCGUGUCUUUUCUUACACAUGUACCUAUAAAUAACGUCUUCUUUUGAAGUAGAUAUUUCUACAUCGUGUCAACUUUUUCUAAAUCUGCGUUGCAGUGUUCUCAACGACUGAAUUUUACAUCUCGAAACACGCGACAGAUCCAUCUCGCAUAAACGGAUUCUUUUUUCAGGUCAUCUGUGUUUCAAAAAAUACAAGGAUGAUGCGACAUUCAUCCGUUUUACUGAUAAUAUUGAUUGCAAAUUCUUUUGGAGUGAUGAUCCCUUAUGAAAAUAAUACUGGUCUCUAUUACUCCGCAAAAGAAAACAUCGCUAUCACUUGUACUGGUACAAUUGAAGACGAAGUCACAUGGACGCAUACUAAUAUAUUGAAAGGUAAUUACACCAUAAAUGCGCAGACCCCAUACAGAAAACUCCUUGAAAUAAAAAACGCUUCAGUUUUUAAUGCUGGGAUAUACUACUGUAUUUCAACAAAGAACACCAACGAGUUCAUGAGGAUUUUUCUUUUACCUGAUAAUUCCUGUUUCCCAGAUAACGGAGCUCACAAAAAGUACACAAUUUCAGUUUCAAACCCAGGGGAAAUUCACGUGUCGACGUGAUUAUUCUUAUUCAAAUUUAUGAAUGAAAAAUGAUUCUGAACAAACAACUUAUUCAACUAAUCAAAAACUAUGAUAGUAUUACGUUUAAUAUAUGUACCAUGGUCUAAUGAUAAGAAUUUUCGAGCAUCACAUCAUUAAUAUCAAUUUAUUUGACUACUAAAACUAAAGAAUCUGCAUGUAACGACAUGUUUUGUACCAACCUAGUUGACUCUCCAAAUUUAUGAACUUUGAUAAAUAACUUUGUUAGGUAAGGGUAUCUACCUGCGUAUGAUAUGCCUAACUUAUGAAAAUUUUUUGGAAAAAAAUUGAUUCUUUUUUGGCAAUUUCUGUCAUAAAAGCGACAGACUUUUGGAUAUUUUUUGGAAAAAAAAAAUUUUAAGCAAUUAACUUACAAGAAUUUUUUCUGAAAACAAAAAUUUGACAACUUUAGCAAAAAAAAAAGGAAAUAUUUUGGAGUUAGGGUAGGAAGAAUAGGUACAUUUUUUCGUAAUUUUUUUUCGAAAACUGAUACUUUUUUUUGGAGUUUUUAGGUAAAAGAAAGAUACUUCUUUUCAAUUUUUGACAAUUUUCAUCAAACAGUGAGUACUUACUUUUUGGAAUUUUUCUCAAAAAUAAUCGAGAAUUUUGGACUAUUUUUGGCAAAAAGCAACAAUGAUGCAAUAUUUGAAAUAAAUUUUCAGAAUUCCGCAUUGGGUUUAAAUUAUGGAAUUUUUAAUCAGUUUUUGCCGUUUUUGGAAUUCACAUCAUCUCUAAAUGACAACAUUUCAAAGCAUUUUUCAGGAUUUCCAUUGCCUUCAAAUUUACAAAAUUUCAAAUCAAUUUUCAGAAUUCCAUAUUAUUAUUACCUCCAAAUUACCAAACUUUAAAAUCAAUUUUCAGAAUUCUCACUGCCACUGCUGCAAAAUUAUGAAAAUACUUUGCCACGUCUUACUGACUCUGCCACUACGUAAUAGUGGCUUGGCUUUCAAACUGUAUUUUAUUUUUCAAAAAAAACACACGCAAAAAAUCCGUAAUAAGUAAUCGAAGUUAAAAACUAAAUAAAUUAUUUAAAAAAAAAAACUAAUUUAGAAAAAACCAUCUGAAUCAAAUCAAAUGUGAUUUCGUUUUUUUAAAUUUAGUAUAAAUAAAUAAAUAAGAACAACUGAA
This is a messenger RNA of Planococcus citri (citrus mealybug), 1785 nucleotides long. RefSeq lists its product as uncharacterized. The record is from RefSeq and is a predicted model, not a curated record. The coding region runs from base 241 to 639 and encodes 132 amino acids. Lineage: Eukaryota; Metazoa; Arthropoda; Insecta; Hemiptera; Pseudococcidae. The transcript is spliced from 5 exons.